AUGCUUGACGGGUUGGAGAGUGACGAAGAAUCCUCACCUUUCGAGACCUCUGUAAUUAUAAAUAGUGUCCUCAAUGCUCUACUGAUACCAAUAUGCAUCACUGGCAAUGUUUUGGUACUAGCCGCUGUAUGGAGAAAUCCUUCCCUACGCACUCCGUCUAUCAUUUUGCUGUGCAGUCUUGCUGUUUCUGAUCUUUUAGUUGGGUUUCUUGCUCUUCCACUUGACAUUGCCGUCGCCCUUACACCGCUUUCUCAGGUCAGUUCUGACUCACGUCUGUCACAAGCAAGGCUCGUCCUCACUAUUCAACUCUGCGGUGUUUCCCUUGAAACAAUGACAGCCAUUAGCGUGGAUCGAUAUUUGGCCCUACAUUAUCACAUGCGAUAUCCGAACAUGAUGACCUCUAGACGUGCAACCUGUGUAGCAGCAACAUUUUGGUGUAAAAACGUCAUUUUAUCACUGCUUAUCAUUUGGAAGAAAACUGCUAUUCUUCUUGUUGCACUUGUCUUUCUUGCCUUAUGUCUUUUCACUUCUUCAAUUACUUACAGUGCAAUUUAUCGAAUCGUUCGACACCAUCAACAUCAGAUGCACGGCCAACAGCAAGCCGUACAAAGUAUGAACUUGGAACAAAAUCUCAAGAUACAAGAGAAGAAACGCGCUGCAAACACAUUUAUAUAUUACAUUUGUUUGGUUCUUUGUUAUUUUCCAGAGGCUGUCUCCUUCCUAAUUUGGAUGACUUAUAAAGAACAUUGGAACAUCAGAUGGCGUUUUGCCGACGCUAUUCUGUUCAUGAACUCUGCUAUAAAUCCAUUCUUGUAUUUUUGGCGUAAUCGGGAAGUUCGGGAAGCAGUUUUGAAGAUAGUACGAAAAAGGUUAUGUAAAACAGAUGAGGAAAACUGA
Molecule: messenger RNA, 897 nt
Organism: Porites lobata
Lineage: Eukaryota; Metazoa; Cnidaria; Anthozoa; Scleractinia; Poritidae
Source: the annotation of a GenBank genome assembly